AUGGAGUUUCGAGCAAAUGCAGAAGUAAAGGCCAUGACUGGGCUGGGAGGAUUCCUCUUGGAAUUCCUCCGCUCGGCUGCGGGUCUGGGCUCCCUGGCCCCGCAGCUGCCGCAUUUCAUCCGGGUGGAGACUCAGAAGCAGCGCUUCCAGCAGCUGGUGCACCAGAGGACGGAACUUAGUUGGGAGAAGUGCGUGGACAAGCCUGGGCCAGAGUUGGACGGCCGGGCUGAGGCCUGUUUUGUGAACUGCAUUGAACGCUUCACUGAUACAAGCCAAUUCAUCUUGAAUCGCCGGAAACAGACCCAGAAAGCCAAGCCAGUCUUCUCAGAACGUCUUUCUGACUGA
Molecule: messenger RNA, 345 nt
Organism: Myotis myotis
Lineage: Eukaryota; Metazoa; Chordata; Mammalia; Chiroptera; Vespertilionidae
Product: mitochondrial import inner membrane translocase subunit Tim8 A-like
Exons: 2
Coding region: 1-345 (114 amino acids)
Source: RefSeq, a predicted model, not a curated record